UGUACUUGUUGCAGUGUGGAACGGUUGCCGGGAGACCAUUAGCAGGGUGAUCGCAUUCCUGAUGAUGGAUGGUUAUCUCAGUUUGGAGCAGCUGUUUGCAGCUCUUCCCGCCCAGUGGAUCUGGAAGGAGGGCACAAACAGGCUCGAGCUGGUCAGCUUGCAUUCGACAGCAGAAAGCAAAGGAAAGAAGUCACUUGCCAGAGUUCGAGCCAUCCUGGACCCGGUGAACGAAGCUCUGGAAAAAUCGAAGUAUGGUAUUUCCAGACGCAGUUUUUCCAUAAUGACCAAGUCGGGAAGCGUCGGACAGAACCUGGCCAAGCUGUCAGAAUCCCAUAAACUGGAGCUUCGCCAGAACCAAUUUGUGACUCUUGAGGAUGUCAAAAACGCCGCUUUCAUCUUGCUGGGCGAAAAUGAUUUGCCGGAUGCACAGAAACGUUUUCGGCCAAUGUUAAGGACCCAGCAGUUAAAUGAAUUCCUCAUGGCCUUACUCAAUUACUUCUCUGUGUUCCUGGGUGCCCUUGGACUGGACUCCAAGUCAAAAGAGUUGUUGACAAAUGCUGGUAGUCCCGAGAGAGUGGAGGCGGGUUGGACCAAGGCUAAAAAGGAGCUGGCACAGAGGCACAUGGCAAGGACGUACUCCGCUCUGCUGCUGGGCUUGGACUCGGUUGAUCUGCACCACAUGGCAUGCGGGAAGGCGAUGGGGUCAGCUACACACAAGGACAGGCAGCUGUUUGAGUGUCUCUAUGCCUACAGCAUCUACGUGGCCUGGGUGACGUUUGGGAGGAAAAACAUGGAUCUGAUCAGGGAUGAGAUCGGGCGACUCCUUCGCUCUGACAUCUUCAAUCCUGCACCGAAGGUGAAAGAUGAGGAGAUGCAGACAGAACACAGGGGGUUUCUAUUGAAGCGCCCACCCAUCAGCUCCAUCGUCACUCAACGCUCGCCAGUGCUCCGAACCCUGCUGCAGAGCCCCAGGGAGAAGUCCAUCUACCUCUUCAGACAACACCCGGUGAAUCCAGGCUCCAGGAUCGCCCGAGAGGAUGAGAGGACCAGUGUCAUGGACAUAGACCCCAGCCCAACCCACCCGCUGGGCAUCAUUGGUGAACCCCUCAGCAAGUUCCUGCCGGACACACUGGUUCCAAUCGAAUCUCACCUAGAGGAAGAGGAGGAGAAGGAGGACAAGGAGGAGGAAGACCUGCUGCAGAAGAGCCUGCACUCUCUCACAGAGCUGGGGGAUCUCUCUUUGGGACCAGAGAGCUUUCAGAGUCAUGCCAUGGCCAUAUCCAGGGCCACCACUGCCGCCACCGAGUCUGACUACAACCUUGUACAGUAACCCAGAGAGAGAAAGCCUCUCCAACCCCACCUAUCAUCUCUACCUCAAGCCCUUUGAAUCCGUUCAAAAUAAAACUCUCAA
This is a messenger RNA of Mobula hypostoma (lesser devil ray), 1411 nucleotides long. Its product is annotated as protein phosphatase 1 regulatory subunit 36. The record is from RefSeq and is a predicted model, not a curated record. Gene Ontology annotation, molecular function: phosphatase binding. The transcript has 11 exons. NCBI's taxonomy places the organism in Eukaryota, Metazoa, Chordata, Chondrichthyes, Myliobatiformes, Myliobatidae. Gene Ontology annotation, biological process: negative regulation of phosphatase activity. Bases 62 to 1330 code for a protein of 422 amino acids.